Molecule: messenger RNA, 2061 nt
Organism: Penaeus chinensis
Lineage: Eukaryota; Metazoa; Arthropoda; Malacostraca; Decapoda; Penaeidae
Gene: Acsf2
Product: medium-chain acyl-CoA ligase ACSF2, mitochondrial-like
Exons: 14
Coding region: 30-1826 (598 amino acids)
Biological process (GO): fatty acid metabolic process
Molecular function (GO): medium-chain fatty acid-CoA ligase activity
Source: RefSeq, a predicted model, not a curated record
ACUCUUACUACGGCAGCCUUGGCGAGAGGAUGAACCACUCAGCGACAUACAUUUUAGCUUCACAAAGGAGAGUGUUUACGCAUUUGCUGCACAGGAGACGCCAGCUAUCGAUCUCAGGGACAUGGAAAAGGUGGCAGAGCGGCGGGCCCUUCGCGUGGAGCUACGUGUCGACGCCGGGCUCGGAGCCGCUGCUGGGCCUCUCCAUCGGGCGGGCGGUGGACCGGGCCGAGCGGAGCUUCGGGGACAGGGAGGCCGUCGUGUCGGUGCACCAGGGUGUGAGGAAGACCUUCUCGCAGGUCAAGGAGGAGAGUGACCUCGUGGCCGCAGGACUCCUGGCGGCAGGACUCGAGCCCGGGGACCGCCUGGGGAUCUGGGGACCCAACAGCUACGAGUGGUUCCUCACGCAGUUCGCCGCCGCCAAGGCUGGACUCAUUCUGGUGAACAUCAACCCCGCCUACCGUCCCAGCGAACUCGAAUAUUGCCUCAACAAAGUCGGCGUCAAAGGCAUUGUGUGCGACGAGAAGUUCAAGACGUCAGAUUACUACAAGAUGCUGUGCGCCGUGGCCCCUGAACUGCCUUCCUCCGCGCCGGGUGACCUAAGUAGUGCCGCGCUUCCCCAUCUCAAGAAAGUGUUUAUCUGUUCUCAAGACAAGCUAAGUGGCACCUUCAGAUUUGAAGAUCUUUACGGAGCUGGGGAAAGUUCGCAUCGAAAAAGGGUUGAUGAACUGUCUUCCAAGAUCCAGUUUGAUUCAGCCUGUAACAUUCAAUUUACAUCCGGAACGACCGGUUUGCCCAAAGGAGCUGUUUUGUCUCAUCACAUGCUGGUGAACAACGCCUAUUCUAUCGGGAGCCGCAUCGAAUAUGCAAAAAAGCCUCAUCGCAUAUGUAUUUCGGUGCCUUUAUAUCACUGUUUUGGCUGCGUCGGUGGCACCCUCUGCGGCAUGCUGUAUGGGGCGACCUCUGUCCUUCCCAGUGCCGGCUUUGACCCCGAUGCCAUUGUCAAGACACUCGAAAAGGAAAAAAUCACCUCCUGCUACGGAACGCCCACGAUGUUUGUCGACAUUCUGAACUCUUUCCGCAAGAACCCGACGGAUCUGAGCGCCAUCUCGACGGGAAUCAUGGCAGGUGCUCCUUGUCCGCAGGAAUUGGUGAUGGCUGUCAUGAACGACCUCAAGAUGAAGGACUUUUUAGUGAUGUACGGGAUGACCGAGACGAGUCCCGUGACCUUCCAGUGCUUUCCUUCAGAUCCUCCUGAAGUCCGGUCGUCCACCAUCGGUUACCCGUUAGACCACAUUGAGGUGAAAGUGGUCGACGAGUCCGGGGAGAUCGUGCGCACAGGAGAGGCGGGCGAACUGCUCAUUAGAGGCUACUGCAACUUCCUCGGUUACUGGGACGACCCUGAGAAAACGAGGGAGAUUAUGACGCAGGAUAGAUGGUUGAGGACAGGCGACCUCGCCCUGAUCCAGCCUGACGGUUACGGCCAGAUCAUCGGCCGCAUCAAAGACAUGGUCAUCCGCGGCGGAGAGAACAUUUAUCCGGCGGAAAUUGAGAACUUCUUCAUGGGUCACCCGGAUGUGAUUGAGGCGCAGGUGUUCGGAGUGCCCGACGCCAGGAUGGGAGAGGAGGUGGCGACUUGGAUAAGAAAGGCCGAGGGUUCCAGCCUUUCGGACACGGAGCUUAGGGAAUGGUGCAAAGGAAAGAUCGCUCAUUAUAAAAUACCGCGCUAUAUACUGUUUAAGGACGAGUUACCACGGACGGUCACGGGCAAGAUACAGAAGUUCAAGAUGCGGGAACAGACCAUCGAGGAGCUGAACUUGAAGACGUAAAGUGUGUGUGUGUGUGUGUGUGUGUGUGUGUGUGUUCAAAAUGCGAGGACAGACCAUCGAGGAGCUGAACUUGAAGACGUAGAGGGAUUUCUAAAAAUGAGAUCUUAAAUGUUCUUUUACUUAUUGAAAAUUUGAGAGUACAGUAUGAGAUUAUGAUAGGGAAUGUAAGUAUGUCAGUGGUCAUGCAAAUGUAUUCAAAAUUAGCUUCAUUGUCAAGACGAAUUUACAAUUUUUA